Molecule: messenger RNA, 1118 nt
Organism: Vitis riparia (riverbank grape)
Lineage: Eukaryota; Viridiplantae; Streptophyta; Magnoliopsida; Vitales; Vitaceae
Product: bidirectional sugar transporter SWEET6b-like
Exons: 6
Coding region: 155-907 (250 amino acids)
Biological process (GO): carbohydrate transport
Cellular component (GO): membrane
Molecular function (GO): sugar transmembrane transporter activity
Source: RefSeq, a predicted model, not a curated record
UUCGAAUUUGGAAUGGACUCAAAGAUUGAGUCACAAUCCAAUUCUUUUUUCUCUUUCACCAAGUAUAAAUAUACACAGAUAUGAUAUAACUCAUCUCCAUCUUCUUCUCCUGCCUUUUCUCUUUCACGGUCUGUUUUUCGUUCUUGUUUUGAAAAUGACUGCAGCAGACACGGCUCGGACUGUGAUUGGUAUUAUUGGGAAUGUCAUCUCCUUCGCACUAUUCGCCUCUCCGUCUCCAACAUUUUGGAGAAUAUGGAAGAAGAGAUCGGUGGAGGAGUUCAGUCCAGAUCCGUACCUAGCCACAGUGAUGAACUGCAUGUUUUGGAUCUUCUAUGGACUACCAGUAGUCCAUCCAAACAGUACUCUGGUGGUGACCAUCAACAGCAUUGGGCUUGCAGUCGAGUUGAUUUACCUCACCAUCUAUUUCGUAUUUGCUCCCAACAAAGGCCGGUUGAAGGUAAUAGGUGUGCUUUGCCUGGAAUUGGCUUUCAUGGCUGCUGUCGUUGUGGUGACACUGACAAAACUCCACACCCAUGCCUCAAGGUCUAAUUUGGUUGGGAUUUUCUGUGUUGUCUUCGGAGUUCUCAUGUAUGCUUCACCCCUCACCGUCAUGAAAAAGGUGAUCACAACAAGGAGUGUGGAAUACAUGCCAUUUUAUCUUUCACUAACCAACUUCCUUAACGGACUCAUUUGGCUCACUUACGCCCUCAUCCAGUUUGAUCUCUACAUCACGAUAGGGAAUGGUCUGGGAGCAGUGUCAGGGGCAAUACAGCUGAUCCUAUAUGCCUGCUACUACAAGUCUACUCCAAAGGACAAAGAGGGCAAAGAGAAGGGGAAGUCUUCUGAAGUGGAGCUGGCUAGCCCUAAGAGACUAAAUAAACCAACACCACAAGCUACUGCUGCUUGAUCUCACCCUCUUCUUUGGGCUGUGUGCUUUUAGAUUUUUCUUUCUGUUAGUAUAGUUUUAGGUUUAUUAUUUUUAAUGGGAGUAGUACCAGAUACAGACCAAUUAGUUUGACACAGUUGCCUCUCAUGUUUAGAUUGAUGUCGAGAAAUAAGGCCAUUCAGUCAUAUGCAGAUGCAACUUCAUAAUAUCAAGGAUUUGGUUUUCUUUUAAA